AUAUUGUAGAAAUUGACUUUUGUAAUAGAGAAAAUGUCUCAAAUUGUGGUGAACCCAAGAAAUGGUCUAGCAGAUGAACAAGUUACCAUAAAAUUUACGAAUUUACGUAAAAGUCAAAAGAUCACAAUACAAUCUUGCCAAACAAGUGAUAGUGGAGCGGAAUUUCAUUCAUAUGCAUAUUUCGAAGCUGACGAUAACGGAGAAGUCGAUUUUCAAACCGCCUCUUCCCACGGAGGUUAUUUCCAUGGAAUAGAUCCCAUAGGCUUGUUUUGGUCUAUGAAAAAAAUACCAAUUUCAAAGAAAAGUUAUUCUUCGCUGAAUAAAAUGAAUGUGGAGAGGCCAAGUGUGGUGCUGCUUAACUUGUAUGAUGGACAUGUUAACAUUGACGCGAGUCUUGCUACAGGAAAUUUAUAUCCUCUGAGUUUAGUUUCGACUACAUUCGAACGGAGGUUUUUGGAUUCAAAAAUCGAUCGUGUUCUUGUACAAACGGGUGAUCUCAGAGGAGUUAUGUUCGUCCCACGUAGCAAAAAUCGUUUUUUAGGAGUAAUCGAUAUUAAUGGAGCAGUUGGUGGUUCUCUUGAAUCCCGCGGGGCAUUAUUGGCAAAUCACGGAUUUGUUGUGAUGUGUCUUAGUCUUUUUGGAGCAAAUGAUCAACCAAAAACAAUUUCAUUUAUAGAUUUGGAAUACAUAGAAAGGGGGAUCAAUUUUCUACUUAGUCACAAUAAUGUGCAGAAAGAUGGUGUGGCCCUCGUUGGAAUGUCUCUCGGAGGAACCGCUUCAAUGGCUGCAGCAGGAUGCUUGGAAAAUAUAAAAUGUAUUGUGAACAUCGUAGGACCUAUCGUUGCUAACUUAGGAUUCCAUUACAGAUAUAAAGGUCGGCAAUGGAAAGCAGUUGAAGUGAACAGGAAUCUUGCCAUAGAUGUUGAUGGUGCGCAUAUUUUGGAGAAAGUGGUUCAAAUCCCAAAAUUGAAAGAUUUAUUUAAUCACAUUCCGAAUUUUAGCAAAUCCAAAGCGCCAAUGCUUUUCAUAUAUGGAUCUGAGGAUUCAUUUAUGGACUGGCGAUCUUAUGUGUUGCUGAUUAAUGAAAUUUUCACCGAGUCAAAAAAGACAAACUAUAAAAUAAACAUAUACAAAGGAACAGGACAUCUCUUGUUGCCUCCGGUCGCGCCACUUGUGAAGGAAUCCUUCUAUGACUCCAAAAAUGUGGCGCUUUACGGAGGUUCGCCCAAAUCACAUUACGAAGGACAAAUAAAUGCUUGGAUUGAUAUCAUAGAAUUUUUGAAACAAAACAAUACGCCUUUGUCAAAUCUUUGAACUUUAUUGUGUGAGACGUUCAACCUAAUUUGUUGAUAUUCUAUCUUGAUACAUCUAUUUGAUGAUGCGUCUUGAAAAGCGUCUUGAUGAAAAACAACCACUUUUCAGAUUAUUUCAUGCAUGCCUCUACUUAAAGAAAAAGUUUGCGUUACCCUAGGUUUGAGCUGGCAUUAUACUGAUUAUUUAUAAUAAACUAGACACAACAGACAACACACUGGGUGCAUUGUUUAGCUAUUAGAAUAGCGCCUGUUCGGAUCAUACGAGGAGAAUAUCGUGAGUAAUUAUUAUUCAGUAUAAUUGCAUAAAAAUAAAUAUAAUUGCUUUUACUCCGCGUCAUUGGGAGAGAGAGGGAAGCCUGGGGCCAUUUCAAAAAUAGCUCGAGGAUGAUUAAAUAAAGGAACGAUUUGUGGACACGCAGAACUUCUGCUCAAACGAAGUUUCGUCAAACGUAUGUCUUCAUCCUAGUUCAAUAUGGAAAAGAAGCAGCAAAUUAUAAUUAACCCGGAAUGCUCAUGUGUAGGUGAACCAGUUUCUAUAAGAGUUAUUAACCUCAAGCAGAAGCAGAAAAUCACGAUGCAAUUGUACCAGGCCAGCAAAAAAGAUGUUGAUUUCCACGCUUACGCUCAUUACGAGGCUGACGAAAAAGGGGAAGUAAAUCUCACAAUUACGCCUUCAACAGGGGGUUACUUUACUGGCGUGGCACCAAUGGGACUUUUCUGGGCGUUGGAGAGAAUUCGUGUGCACAAGAAAGACUUUUCAGUGUUUGUGAGAUUCAAUAUAACUGAUCCAAGCGAUGUGUUGAUAAACGUUUAUGACGACCAUGUUGAACUCAACAAGAGAGCAACUGAUGCUACUCACAAAGACUGUUCCUUGUUAGCAUGUGCUAAACUGAAGCGACUUUAUAUAAACUGUACCACUAGAUCGAAAUUGUGAAUAAAUGUGAACCAAAGCAAG
Styela clava is the source of this 2268-nucleotide messenger RNA. NCBI's taxonomy places the organism in Eukaryota, Metazoa, Chordata, Ascidiacea, Stolidobranchia, Styelidae. The record is from RefSeq and is a predicted model, not a curated record.